AUUAUUCCAGCCUGCUCUCCCUCCGAGCAUGUCGCCUCUGCUCAGCUGCUGUGAAAACUCUGUGUGUGUGAACUCUUUGCGUGUGCGUGCUAAGAGGAGUUUUGUGUGUUUUCCUGAGUGGAGCUGAAGUGCAGCCGCUGAUCAGUGGAUCUGACUGCAGACGGAGAACACUCUGUUUUAACCUCCCAGCUGCUUUCUGGACCAGACUGGGACUCUACCGCUGCUCUUUCUGCCCUCCAGGCACCGUUCCCACCUCCGGAAUUACAGGUUUAGGUGUUUUUUUCCACCGAUAUCUUUAAAAAAAGACAUUUUACAGGAUAUUCUACCUGCUUCAAACCACUUUCUGGACUCUCAAACUUUUACACCUGAUCCUGGAAACUGUCUCAGUGAACAUGCUAAAGCUUGAGAAUGGGUGUUUUGGAGGCAGAUAAAAGGAGCUCAGAGAGAGUCUGUGGAUGAGUCUGGACUGAGUUUAACCAGGAAGGUUUGUCCGUUCUGCGUCUUCUGCGCUGCGAUGGAAAAACGCUGAGAAGUUGAGUGAAACAGAAGCGUAACAAUGGAAACCGUCAGCGGUGUCAGACGCUCGCCGGGCUCAGGUGGAUGCUGAUCCAGACCUGGAAUGUUCUAAACUCUUGUGGAAUUUGGUUCCCCUGGAAACGGACAGACAGGUGUCCGUGUGCGACGUUUUUUGGAUGUGAGAGGUGAACUUGGUCGUCCUUCAGCGGAGCAGGAUAAAGAUCAUUACUGGAGCCUUAGAGGAAGACCAGACAUGAACCAGAAGCUCUGAUAGAAAUAUAUAAAGCAUACGUGAAUAAACUGCUCAACAACACCAGCGUGGGGCAUUAAUAAACACUUAAAGGUCCCUUCACGGACCUGAUUUCUGAACUGAAGGAGCUUCCUGUGAGCGUGCCACGAUGAUGACCAUGAUGAUGAUGAUGGUGGCCAUGAUGGUCACCUGCAGCUCUCUCUUCCUGCUGGGUUUGGCUGCUGCUCAUGCCUCCUCCAGCACCGUGACCAGAACCUCCUCCUCUUCCUCUUCAUCCUCCUCCUCUUCCUCCACCUCCUCAUCCUCCUCCUCACCACGCAUGAAGCUUUCAUACAAAGAGCUGCAGCAGUUCCACGGCGUCCGGCGGUUCGAGCUGGAGCGUUCCUGCUGCUUCAGCGCUCUGCUGCUGGACGAGGAGAGAGGCCGACUGUUCGUAGGAGCCAAGAACUUCCUGCUGUCGCUCUCAUUGGACAACAUCGCCAAGCAGGAGCACAAGAUCUACUGGCCGGCCCCCGUUGACUGGAGAGAGGAGUGUAACUGGGCUGGAAAGGACAUCACUUCCGACUGCGUGAACUACGUGAAGAUCGUCCACCACUAUAACCGAACCCACCUGUACGCCUGUGGAACCGGAGCCUUCCACCCGACCUGUGCCUUUGUGGAGGUGGGUCACCGGAUGGAGGACCAUGUGUUCAGGAUCGACCCCUCUCAGGUGGAAGACGGGAAAGGGAAGAGUCCGUACGAUCCUCGACAUAACGCUGCAUCUGUGCUCGUUGGUGAUGAGCUCUAUGCCGGCGUGGCCACAGAUUUGAUGGGACGAGACUUCACCAUCUUCAGGAGUUUGGGAAAGCGUCCCUCCAUCCGGACGGAGCAGCACGACUCCCGCUGGCUGAACGAACCGAAGUUUGUUGGUUCCUUCUGGGUUCCUGAGAGCGAGAACCCCGACGACGACAAGGUGUUCUUCUUCUUCCGGGAGACGGCGGUGGAGGGUCAGGGUUUGGGGAAGUCCACCUACUCCCGGAUCGGACAGCUGUGCCGGAAUGACAUGGGUGGUCAGAGAAGUCUGGUGAACAAGUGGACGACGUUCCUGAAAACCCGUCUGAUCUGCUCGGUGCCGGGAGCCGACGGCAGCGAUACCUACUUUGACGAGCUGCGAGACGUCUUCCUGCUGCAGACCCGAGACAGAAAGAACCCUCUGGUCUACACUGUCUUCUCCACCUCCAGCAGUGUGUUUAAAGGCUCGGCUGUGUGUCUCUACUCCAUGAACGACGUCCGGAGGGCCUUUCUGGGGCCCUUUGCCCACAAAGAGGGGCCCAACUACCAGUGGGUCCCCUUCCAGGGAAAAGUUCCGUAUCCCCGUCCAGGAAUGUGUCCCAGCAAGACGUUCGGCAGCUUCAAGUCCACCAAGGGCUUCCCAGACGACGUGAUCCAGUUCGCCCGUCACCACCCUCUGAUGUACAACCCGGUCUACCCGAUGAGCCGCAGGCCCGUCUUCGUCAGAACCAACGUGGACUACAGCUUCACCCAGAUUGCCGUGGACAGAGUGAGCGCCGCCGACGGACAGUACGACGUCAUGUUCAUCGGCACAGACAAAGGCACGGUUCUGAAGGUGAUCAACGUUCCCAAAGAGAGCUGGAACAACAUGGAGGAACUUCUGCUGGAGGAGCUGGAGGUCUUCAAAGACGCCUCAUCCAUCAUCAACAUGCAGAUCUCCUCAAAGCGGCAACAGCUCUACGUGGGCUCUGACAACGGCCUCGCCCAGGUCCCCCUCCACCGCUGCAGCGUCUACGGUAAAGCCUGCGCUGAGUGCUGCCUGGCCAGAGACCCGUACUGCGCCUGGGACGGGACGUCCUGCACCCGCUACCUGCCCAACACAAAGAGACGUUUCCGUCGCCAGGAUGUCAGGAACGGAGACCCCAACACCCUUUGCUCUGGAGACCACCACAAGCACCGCGUUGCAGAGAGGAAGCUGUAUGGAGUCGAGGGAAGCAGCACUUUCUUGGAGUGUAUCCCCAAAUCCCUGCAGGCCAGAGUCACCUGGACCUUCCAGAAACAUCCACAGAACCCACGAGAAGAGGUCCGUCUAGACGACCGCAUCCUCCAGACGGACCGAGGUCUACUGAUUCGUCGCGUCCUGAAGAGGGAUGUGGGCGUCUACCAGUGCCACGCCAUGGAGCACGGCUUCACCCAGACCUUACUGGGCAUCACCCUGGAGGUCGUACCUUCAACGUCAUCCUCCGUCUCCAACCUGCCCUCCGACGCCCCCGUCCGAUUAGACCCCCGCAGCGGAGGCGGCCCCCCAAUGACCAAUCAGAAGCUCUGGUACCGGGACUUCAUGCAGCUGGUGGACCACCCCAACCUCAGCACGGUCGACCAGAUUUGCGAGCAGGUUUGGGCGCGCAAGAACGCCGGCGGCGACCAGGGGGAAAAGAGUUUUCCCACCACGGGGAAGGACAUCCCACCUCUAGAUGGUGCUGUCCGCCCGGCUAACAAGAAGUGGAAACACCUCCAGGAGAUCAGGAAGGGGAGAAACCGCCGGACCCAUGACGGGAAACCGAACCCUCGGGCGCCUCGCAGUGCAGGAGAGUAACGCCGAGGAGGAAGAACAACGCAGAGGGAGACCAGAAAGACUGAUCCAAGAAAAGGAAGGAGGGUAGAAAGAAACUGAGACCAAGAACUCCUGGAGGUGUUCAUACAUACAGGAACACACACAUGAAACACACUCACAGCACCUCCUCCACUGUGUAUAUUUAUCUAUGGAUGCCCACUCUAUAAGGAACCCCAGCCCCGACCCUCCGGCCAGCCCUGCAUGUGCUGCCAACAGUCGAUUCUGCACGAUCCCUUUACACCGUUCCUCUAGAAUAGUCGAGCGUACCAGCAGAAAUGUGGAGAAAACCCGCCUCUAUGUGAGGAAAUAACUCACCUGACAUUUCCUUUACCACUGACCGGAUACGGAAUACGACCACCUCUUUCCCUGGUGGAUCACAGUAUGCUCACCAACUCUGUCCACUCAGAUACAGCUUAGGAUGAACUCUACUUCUGACUUUUAUUUCCUGGUGAUUUAGAAAAACGGUGGACUUGGUGGGAAGAAAGUGGAGCGACACGACAACUGGAAUAAAGAAGAUGCAACUGGAAACAGGAUUUAAAGGCACAAGCAUGCAGAAAGAGAAGCUUUUAAUCAACCCUGUGGUGCUUUUAGUGCACGUAUUUCCACUAUCUUCACUUUUCACAGGUUCUGUAUGCGUAUCAGACAGCAGGUAGAGACGCCAGCAGCUUUGGACGGCCUGUGGAGGCAAUCAGCAUGUCGCACAACUGGUUUUAUUAUAUUGUAAGUUUCCUUCGGCACAUUGAGGCAUGUCACAGCAAAAUAAACCACACAGUAGAAAACAACGCUGGUGUCCAGAGAGGAUUCCACUGGUUCACUGGUCCAAACCACUAAGAGGAAGAUGAGAUGUUUACAGAACUCAUGUACAAAAAAAAUGCAUCCCGGAAAGCAUCUAAAAGCCCAAAUGAUGUGGCAUCUUUUACAAAAACAAAUAAUCCAAGAGGAAUCAUCCAAAACCUCAUCUGAAAGUUGCUUCACAUUUUCCGUGUCCAACAUUCUGUGCAUUAACUUCCUUAACCCUCCUGUUAUCCUCAAUUACCAAAAAAAGUAGUUUCUUUCUGUAAAAAAAAUCCCAAAAUUCAGCAAAAAAAAAUCCCCAAAUUUCUGGAAAUUUGCAAAACCUUCAGGAAGAAAAUUCCAAUAAUUCCUGAAAAGUUUCCCGUAAAAGUUUUAUUUUAAAAAAAAUCCCCCAAACUUGGCAAGAAAAUACUUGUAAAUGUUUUCAAGAAAUGAGUAAAAAUCUUCCAAAACAUCCUAAAAGUAUCUAAAGUGAUUCCAUAUUUCCGUAAAACUUCUAAUAUUUUCUUUAAGAACAUUCAUUGAAAAAAAAACUGCUGGAUUUUAGUUGAUUUUUUGUGAAUGUUCUUAAAGAAACAUUUUUAAACAUUUUUUUCCACUAAAAAUGUUCAAAAAUGUCCCAAAAAUAUUGAGAAUGUGAAGAUCAGAAGUUUCACUGUGAAAAUAGAUUUUCCACAUUUUCAAAAUUUAAAUUUACAAAACAUUCAGGAAGAAAAAUCCAAUAAUUAAGUUUCCCUUAAAACUUUUAUUUUUUUAAAAAUUCCCCAAAUUCAUUUGAAUUCUUGUAAAUGCUUUCAAAAUGAGUAAAAAUCUUCCCCACAAAAAUAAUUACAAAAAAAUCCUAAAAACUUACCCAAUAUUUUCAACAUUCACACGAAAAUGAUUUUUUGUGAAUUUUCUUAAAGAAAUUAGUUUUACUGAUAUUUAUGUAAUCACUUUAGAUAUUUUAGGAUUUUUUGGGAAGAUUUUCACUCUUUUUUAAAAAAAACUUAUAAGAAUUUUCUUGCCAAAUUUGGGGGAUUUUUUAAGAUAAAACUUUUAAGGAAUUUUCUUUAUGAAGGUUUUGUAAAUUUAAAGUUUGAAAAUGUGGACAUCAGAAGUUUCACUGUGAAAACAUUUAAACUUUAAAACGGGUCAGUUUGACCUGCAGGACGACACGAGGGUUAAAGGAAAAACGGUGAACGUGGUGGUUUGUGGAUGAGAAGCAGGAAUAAUGACGGCCUGUGUUCACGGGCUACAGUACGGUUUAUAUAUUAGCAUGAUAUUUAUGAGUUUUUUCUGUUCUAAGCGGUACUUUCUUUCUUUGACACUGUUCUUGUGAUAAUUUGAUAUGCAAAUAAACGAGCGGAUUCCUCACUCGGUGCAGAAAGCUGCUCUUCUGCGUUACCCACAAUGCAUUUCCACUGUUUGCAAAAAAAGAAAGGAGAGAUAAACCCAUCAGACACUGUUUGAAUCACUUCUCAGUCCCUGAUAUGAACUCCUGCUGCUUAACGAUGUCAUCUCUACGUAACAGACUAUUAGUACGAUAAGGUCUUCCUCCUCCAUGUCUUAGUCUGAACUUUUCUCUGUAUUAUCUGUAGACUUGUUUGUUGGUGUCUGUGCUCUCAUGGUGUGUGUAGUCUGCCCCCUAGUGUCCGUUGUGUGUACAGAGCCCAGACUGUGGUACGAUACUUUAAUAUAUCCACAUGAAAGAUAGCAAACUGGCCCUGUAAGAUAGAAAACAUUCAUGGAAUCUGAUUUUUAUGAUGAGCUUCUGGUCUGGUUUGUGUUGCAGCAGAAACUAGACCUGAGAGUGGACUUUAGAUGUAUGGAAUCAUUGUCGUUAUUUAUAUACCUUCUUCAUAGAGAUGUAAUUAACUCUUAAAACUGAACUGACUGACGCCUGGAAAAGGGACGCUCUGUAGUUUGACACCACGUCCAGGAAAACGAUCCAAAGCUAAAGUGAUUUUAGCUGCAGUGGGGGAACGGGUCAGUUCUGGACUACUGAUCUGAAGGUCAGAGGUUCAAACCCCGGUGCGGCCGCUGUCGGGCCUUAACCCUUCCUGCUCCAGGGACACCGAACCAUUGUACACGACAAACAGAAAAGUAGCAUGCAUGUAUGCACCGAUACGUGCACAUAUUAGCGAACUAAUCCACUAAAGUGAAAGAUUAGAGUUGUAAUUUGUUCUUGGUAGUGACGUCAAACUUUGAGUGUCCCUUUAAGCCGGCUGUUGUUUUGUGCUUGAAGUUGCAUGACCCCAUGUUAGAGGCUAACGGCUAACGGCUAACGCGUUCGACAAUGGAGUGGUGGAGCGAGAGACAGAAAGAGAGAAAGCACAAUGUUGAAUAUUAUUAUUAUUAUUCCUAUGUAUUUAUGUGCAAAGAUAAGCUGAUAUGUUGUGGUGGAUUUUUAUUUUUCUUAUAAAUGUAGAUUUACGUAUGUAUCGUUCAUGUUCUGCUGAAAAAGGACUCAUCCUCAACGUUUUUUUGUACAUUGCAGCCAAUGGAGAAAGCUCUUCCAAUCAGAGUGUUUGUUGUUGAACGGCCUCCAGUCGACGCUCCUGUUGUAUCCCGGCCAUGUGACGCACCCCGCUAGUGGGAGAGGCUGUGUGUGUGUGUGUGUGUGUGUGUGUGUGUGUGUGUGUGUGUGUGUGUGUGUGUGUGUGUGUGUGUGUGUGUGUGUGUGUGUGUGUGUGUGUGUUUGGGGGAAAGCAGAGCUCUGUACAUAAGGUAAAGGUGGUGUGUAGACGGCCAGCGUUAGCGUGAUGCACUGUAAUCCUCCCAGGUCUUUGUGAAACGUCAUGUCAGAUUGUUUUUGAUUAACACAAUAAAAAUAUGCAGUUACUUCAUGA
This is a messenger RNA of Acanthochromis polyacanthus (spiny chromis), 6997 nucleotides long. RefSeq names its product sema domain, immunoglobulin domain (Ig), short basic domain, secreted, (semaphorin) 3B (gene sema3b). Lineage: Eukaryota; Metazoa; Chordata; Actinopteri; Pomacentridae. Gene Ontology annotation, biological process: positive regulation of cell migration; semaphorin-plexin signaling pathway; axon guidance. Gene Ontology annotation, molecular function: chemorepellent activity; semaphorin receptor binding. The record is from RefSeq and is a predicted model, not a curated record.